AACCAAUAGACAUUUCCCGACUUUAAAACCCUUCUUCCCUGUCUCCCUCCGCAAGCAAGCUCUCAAUUCGAUAUCCGAUAUCCGUUGAAUGAUAGAUAGAGAUUAAGAAAGAAGAAAACUUGAGCUAUGGAAGGUGAAGAGGGAACACAGCAGCCGCAGCUUGUGCUUGCAAACAAGCUCUUCCUGCUCACUCAAAACGACGUUGAUGACAUUGAAAAGGUCCGCCUUCGAGAUGAGGUCUUCCAAUUCAUCCUCGCCAACGAUAUGGCGCCGCUGUACGAAGCAUUAGUUGCAAUCAAAGUUUUGGAUCUGGAUCAGAAAGCGCUCGAUUCGAUGCGUUCAAAGAUAAAUGACGAGUUAAAGAAGCUCGAAGAGAAGAUUGCUGAUGCAGAAGAAAAUUUGGGUGAAAGUGAAGUUAGGGAAGCUCACUUAGCCAAAUCCUUAUUUUACAUUCGAAUUGGGGACAAGGAGAAGGCGCUGGAUCAACUAAAGAUAACCGAGAGCAAAACAGUUGCGGUUGGACAAAAGAUGGAUUUGGUAUUCUACACUCUACAGAUUGGUUUCUUCCAUAUGGACUUCGAUCUUAUCUCUAAAAGCAUUGACAAAGCAAAGAACUUGUUUGAAGAGGGGGGUGACUGGGAGAGAAAGAACCGUUUGAAGGUGUAUGAGGGAUUAUUCUGCAUGUCUACUCGCAAUUUCAAAAAAGCCGCCACUCUUUUUCUCGACUCCAUUUCAACUUUCACAACCUACGAGCUCUUCCCUUAUGACACCUUCAUAUUUUACACUGUUCUUACUAGCAUCAUAUCCUUGGAUAGAGUUUCCUUGAAACAAAAGGUGGUGGAUGCCCCAGAGAUAUUGACCGUUAUUGGCAAAAUCCCAUAUUUGUCAGACUUUCUGAACUCCCUUUAUGAUUGUCAGUAUAAAUCAUUUUUCACCGCUUUUGCUGGCUUGACCGAGCAUAUUAAGUUGGACCGCUAUCUGCAUCCACACUUCCGGUACUACAUGAGGGAGAUAAGAACUGUAGUUUAUUCCCAGUUCUUAGAAUCCUACAAGAGUGUUACUAUUGAAGCUAUGGCUAAAGCAUUUGGAGUCACAGUGGAUUUCAUUGAUGUGGAGCUGUCUCGGUUUAUUGCAGCUGGGAAGUUACAUUGCAAGAUAGACAAAGUUGCCGGUGUGUUAGAAACCAAUCGUCCGGACGCGAAAAAUGCCCUUUACCAGUCAACCAUCAAGCAGGGGGAUUUCUUAUUGAACCGUAUUCAGAAGCUAUCUCGUGUGAUUGAUCUUUAAAGUGCAUCCAUUUUUAUUUUUUUUUAAAGAGUGGACUAUUUUGUUGAUGUUGCUUCUUCUAUCAGAAUAUCUGAUUUAUUCAAGACACCAAUUGUUCUUUUAGGAACAUGUGUAAUGGGUUGAUAUAUGUUUUCAGGAUCAUGUUUUAACAUUUGAAAAUGUAUAAACAACCCUAUUGGAAGAUAUUGGUUAUGGGUAAUGAUGUUUGAUAAGUUUUGUGGUU
Striga asiatica is the source of this 1510-nucleotide messenger RNA. The record is from the annotation of a GenBank genome assembly. Lineage: Eukaryota; Viridiplantae; Streptophyta; Magnoliopsida; Lamiales; Orobanchaceae.